CAGUCCCGAAAGGAAAGAAAGCCGCGAAAGGUGGACUGUGCCAAGAUCGCAAAAAGAAAGACAGAUUAUGUGAGCACAAAAUGAAAAGCAGAAUCGAAUCUGCUGCAGCAGCAGUUUGCAGUGUACCGAUAUCUAUGGCAAACGGAGAAUAGCUCUAGACGACUACCUUCUCAACAAGCAGCAUCAUGGAAGGCCUUCUAGACUGGGCCGAGUCGAACGGAAUCUAUUUCAGCGACGACAUUGAGCUGGGCAAAGACGAAACUGGAUCCAUUGGGGUAUCCUGGAAGAACAACACCGACCGAUCCACACAGAACAGCAACGACGAGGACGAAGGCUAUACAACCCUCUUAGAGAUUCCAAUCGAGUCCGUUCUCAUGUCUUCUAUGCUGGAUAGUUCUCUGCAGCAGAAAGUGGAAGAAGCGUGUCAUUUGAAGAAGCUACAAGAUCAAGAAGAGCAAUCCCCACCGAUUCCUGGAAGUGAUUCCCCCGAGGACCUGGUCGAAGACUUUACUUUGGUACUGCUCGUCCUUCAAGAGUUAUCCAAAGGCCGAGAGAGCAAGUGGUACAAGUGGUUCCAAACCCUGCCCACGACCUUCCAGACACCCAUGUACUGGGAUCCGGUGGAACGCGAGUAUGCCAAUCAGUUAGGGCUCAAGUUCGGAAUCCAACAAGCGGAUAAGAUUUGGGAAGACCUACUCUUUGUGCUCCGGACAGCUCUUCCUUCCCAUACGUACAGCCCAAGUACCAUCCAAUGGGCAUACUCCAUUUAUACCACUCGAUGUAUGAGCAUUCAAACCCACAAUGGACAAGAGGUUACCUGUCUCCUUUGUGUAGGGGACAUGUUCAACCACCGAUCCAGUGGCACCACGGUCGAAUUCCCACACCAAGAAUCUCCCGACGGUCCUGUUCUCAUCAAGAUAUCCAACCAAGAUGCUGCCACCAACAGCACUGCCAAAAGUCAAGGCAUUUACAUGAACUAUGGCUACCGCUUUCAACCGGCUCGUUUCCUCUGUUCCUACGGAUUCUUUGAUGCCUCCAGUCCCGACUGGACGGCGAUACCCGCCAUGCCCCUUGUCAUUUCCUCCCGAGACAACGCCCAGGAAGCAGCAGGUCUGGGGUUCUUUUCGCACGAAGAAAUGAUAUUCGAUACCAACACAGGCCGGGCAUCGCCGCAUGUGUGGAAUGCCAUUCUCUGGGAUUACCUCCAGCGCCAGCUCUACAAGCUCCAGACGGGAUAUGCCAUGCCGACACAGUUUUCGUGGAACGACUGUCUCAUUUGUGGUCAUCAAGUGUACUUGUCGCAAGGACCCCAAAAGCGAAAGCAUGGCGGCGACGAUGCGUCGUCGUCGAUUGCACAGAUUCAAGAGAGUCUCCAACACUUGAAAAAGAGCGACGAUCACACGAGCCAAGUAUUGUUGGGCAGGCAUCAUCGAGAACUUACCCAAGUGCUCCUCCGUGUGGUGGAAAAUGUCCUGGAUACCAUUGGACCUGUGCCCGAGGAAAAGAGCCAAGAGUUUUGUUACAAGCAUCCCAACUGGAAACUACUCCACGAUUUUCAUCAGAAUUUCGAAUCCGUCUACUUGAAGGUCCAGGAGUACUUGACCAUGGAAAUGGCCAACUACUAGCUAUCUAGCUAGCUAGAAGCAACACUCUUCGUGGCGCGGGGGUCCAAAGAUGCACAAACUUGAAGUAUGUCUGUCUACUUGGAUCCUCAUUCACCGUCUCCGAGUUAUUCUUGCCUUGGCACUGCAAGAUUGAAGAUUCGAUUCCUUUCUCUAUCUCUGUCUGUAUACCUGGAUUCCCUUCCAUAGAAGGCUCUCCCCUUGGACCUGAUUCUUUCUACGAGCGUUUUGUAGAAGAGGACCAUUGUAAUCUAUAAAGUUAUGAUUUGUUUUGU
Seminavis robusta is the source of this 1897-nucleotide messenger RNA. The record is from the annotation of a GenBank genome assembly. Lineage: Eukaryota; Bacillariophyta; Bacillariophyceae; Naviculales; Naviculaceae.